Molecule: messenger RNA, 556 nt
Organism: Eruca vesicaria subsp. sativa (arugula)
Lineage: Eukaryota; Viridiplantae; Streptophyta; Magnoliopsida; Brassicales; Brassicaceae
Source: the annotation of a GenBank genome assembly
AUGUCUGAAGAUGGUGGAAAAGCUGAACCGACAGCAGAAGCAAAAGACAUCAUUACCAAACUCAAAAGUGAAUUUGAUGCAAAAAUGUUAGACGAUUUGAAUACUGCCCAUAUACUAGAAGGUGCUUACAAAGAUGCAUUGAAAUUCAUCAACGAUUCCAUCGGCAAGCUUAAGAAAAUGCAGAAGACACAGAGGAUGCCACUGCUUGUGUCACUUGUUGAGAUUGAGAAAGCAGCAAAGACAGUUCUUGAAGUGCUUGGUUUCACCACUACCCUGAGCUAUACCGAUAUUUUGAAAGAGAUGAGACAAAAAGCACUAACAAGAGCAAAAUUGAGCGAAGAAGAGCUUUCAAAAAUAAUAGAAGAAAGGACAAUGGCGCGGAAGAACAAAGAGUUUGAGAAAAGUGAUGAGAUUAGAGCACAACUGACAGUUAAAGGAAUAGCUUUAAUGGAUGUUGGCAAAGAAACUGAGUGGAGGCCAUGCGUACCUUCGGUGCCGGCUUAAAACUAUAUUGGACCCUUUGACAGAAACUUUUUUUAUGUAUUAAGCAUAAUAU